UUUGUUUGAAAUUCAAUCAAGCAACGGUGCAAUUUGAAUCGAACCUUUUCUUGUGAAUAAAAUAGUAAAAAUACGUGUAGAAAUAAUGGAAAUGAAUGCAGCUAGCAUAUCAAACUAUAAUAGGGACUCUGAGGCAGAUUUCGGCAUUCUAAGCCCUGUGAUACCUAAGCUACGCAGGUUUGGCGGUGUUUAUUCACCUGAACAUCUAAAUUUAACUCCAAGGCCAAGAGCCACAGCUGAUUUUAAAGAGUCCUGGAAUGAGAACCAAAACUUGCACACACCUGAAAAGAUACCUGAAGUUGACUUCAAAUGCAGGACAGCUAAACCAAAAGCGCACCAUGGUUCUCGGAAUUAUUCCUUUGAAGGCAACCAAAGCUAUCCCCGUCUGAACAGAAGGCUCCGGCCCAUUAGGAUGGAGCUGGAGACGCCCACAAAGGUCAAACCAACUGUUGAUCUUGUUAGAGUGGAUGGCCCCAACGGUCUCCGUUUCAACACCUCCCUCGCACCUGGAGACAUCACAGGCUCGCCAGCGCAGUCUCAAACGGACCGCCUGCAGCAAGCCAUCAACCCGAGCAAAGCUGUGUUCACAAUAGAAACUAAUACGUCUAAAAUACUAAUAGUGAACAACAAAGCGUGUUCUCUCCUCGGCUAUUCAGCCGGGGAACUCUGCGGGCUGAAGUUCUCUGAUCUACUGAGAAACAGGAACUGCAAGUUUUCAUUACACGAGCCUGAAGAGGGGGACGCUUCUGAGGAUGGGACCAUUAUUCUGCUUAGUGGCAAAGUGGUAGAAUUGUUAUCAAAAGACGGCCGUGCAGUGCAGGUGUCCCUGUGGAUUCGACAGUUAGACAGUGACGGGCCUUGUUUGGUUGUUGCUGAGCCGGUCAGCUGUAAAACUGUUGUGUUAACAGUAGAUGCAGAGGACGGCAUGAUCCUCUCGUGUUGCGGCGACGACGCGGCGCUGCUGUUUCAAGCGGAGUCUUGUGAAAAAUUAUUAGGACUCCCGUUAGCCUCGCUGAUCCCCUCCGUGCAACUCCCUCCUUGGGACGCGCCCAUCCCGCGCAAUGUCUCCAAGCAGAGGGCUACAGGACGAACUCUCGACGGCGGCUCGUUCCCCUUGUGUCUUUGGAUAACUAGACCAGACACUACAGAAAACACACUUUGGUCUGGCUUGAAAUCACACAAAGAGAGACCUGUAUAUGAAGUCAAUGUUAGGGUAACGUACAACGUGUCCGGCCUCCUAGUGGUCGAUGACACGGGCGUCAUAACGGCGUGCAACCAGCACUUCGCCACGCUGACGUUCGGCAAGCCGCACUCUUCGGUGGUGGGGCGCCACAUCGAGGAGCUCAUCCCGGACUUCUGCCGCGCCACCGACCUGAUCAAACCCAUGCCCGACCGGCCCAAGGGGAGGCAUGACCAGGACUCGAACGAAUCUGACACAGAUGAGGACUCGUGCGGAGCGUUCAACGGCAGCCAAAAGUCCGCCUGCAUGUCAAACGUGCAGCAAUCUCUCCAAUCCACCACGACAAGGGAAAAGUCCUCCAGCGCGCUCUGUCUCGACAAGUCUUGCAGUCUGGUCACACACACGCCUACACCCACACAGGACAUGGUCUCGAGCAUCAGCACAACAGCCACAGAACAGCGCAACGACACAUCCGCCCUCCCCGACGUGACCUCCGGGAUGUCCGGUAUCUCCAUCGACGAUGACUUCACGCCCAGCAUCUCCAAAUCUCGCUCCGAGAACAUCCUGCGAUCCGAACAGAACAAUCCAAUAGCCAAACAACUAGCCAAGGCUAACGAGAAGUCAGAUUCCAUAUACUAUACAUCACAACACUCUCAAGAGGUAACCCCUACAGGGAAUACCCCUAGAGUACGCAUGAACGACCCUUCUUUACGUCUAUCUUUCGACUCGAGCAAGUAUAGAUCUGUAAAAGUCAACCUCCCCGGCCAAGAGAAAGACAAAAGUAGUCUAUCUCUAGACUUUUGUGACUCGAAUGAGACUAGUGCGGAUUUCUUGACGCCUAUCAAUGAGAUGCCGCCGCCGGGGUGCGAGAUUGAGGAUUUGCCGAAGCAUAAUGGGAAUGAGAGUAUUGAGAGUUUGAGUAAUGAUAAUGAUUUGGAGACGCAGACGGAAUCCGCGCCAAGGAAGAGAUAUGACUUGGACGGCCCCGAAACUCCGUGCAUCGCCAAACGCCUCCUCCGAGCCCACGUGACGUCAACCCCGCAGCGAACCAAGUCCGAGUGCGACGACACUCAGGACGGCACCUAUCGCGGCAUCGUCCUACACCGCGACGGCACGCAGCUCAAUGUCCUGUACACGGUGUCGACGAUGCAGUUAGCGGCCGGCAACCGAGUCCGAUGCGUUUGGCUCGGAGUCCAACUAGAGGACACGGCGCGACACACCACGCUCGCCUCCAGCGUCGCUUCAACGGCCGAUAGCUCCCUAGUACUAGGAAACAAGUCAGUGAGCAGCAGGCCGCAGUCGAUGUCCCUCGUGAGCCAGUGCGGCGAAGAGCAAGUCUCCGGCGAGUACAACAAGCAUUACGUCACGUUGAAACAAAUUGGCAAAGGCGCCUACGGCUGCGUGAAGAUGGCGUACCGUCGCUCUGACCGUCUUCUGGCGGUGGCCAAGUUUAUAUUGAAGGAGAAAGUCGGCGCGCAGUUCUGGGUGGACGGACCCGACGGCAAGCGGGUGCCGCUGGAGCUCAGCCUGCUUAUGACCUUGAAGCAUCCUAAUAUCGUCAGCAUACUAGAUGUUUACGAGAAUGAGAAAUACUUUCAAAUGGUGAUGGAGAAACAUGGCGCAGGCAUGGAUCUGUUCGAGUUCAUUGAGCGGCGACCCGCGCUAGACGAGCCACUUCUCAGCUACAUCUUCCGACAGAUAGGCCAAGCCGUAGAGUACCUCCACUCCCUGAACAUACUGCACCGCGACAUCAAGGACGAGAACGUGAUCAUCGACAACAAGUUCCACGUGAAGCUGAUAGACUUCGGCUCGGCCACCUUCAUGAGCAAGGACACGCUCUUCUCCACCUUUUAUGGCACCACGGAGUACUGCAGCCCUGAAGUGUUGGCCGGGAACAAAUACGCCGGUCCCGAGCUGGAGAUGUGGUCAAUGGGUAUAACCCUCUACGUGCUGACAUACUUUGUUAACCCUUUCUCUGACAUAGAAGACACGAUACAAGGGCCGCUUGUGUUGCCGUCACCUGUCUCUGAAGAUUUGGAACAACUACUACGGUGGAUGUUGUGCAAGGAGCCCUCACAAAGGUGUACAGUCGGCCAGCUGAUGGCGCACCCGUGGAUACGACAGCCGGUGGCCAUCGCCAACUACGUGUUCCACGAGAUCGUCGACUGCGACCGCCACGAAGCGAAUCCUGAAACGUACUACAGUGGCAGUCUGGGGUCGCCAAGAAGCGGCUCUCCCGUCUCCUUGGCUGAUCCACUAGCUAAAGAACGCUCGAACCCAUCAGAGGUGGCAAUCCGCUCUGAAGGCAAGAACGUAUCGCGCGACGAACCAAAGCGGAACUCACUGGCGCUCCACGCCCUGUCCACCGCCGACAGAGACGCGCAGUCUGACAACUACAGUCUACGAUCAUCGGCCGAUAUCUUGGACAUCUCUUCGAAACCCGUAUCGGAAGCGGCUCUGACCGAUAUCAGCUCUGAUGCGACCGGGCACGCGGCCUGCGACAUCGACUACGACCCCGACCAGUGCGAGUGCGACAGCUGGGACGAGUGCGAGCAGGACAGCUUCUCGUAACUCGGCUCAACGGACGAGAGCGGGAAGCACAAAUACGGUAAAACGUUUAUAUAGUGCGACAUAAAAUAGUAGAAAUUAAAUAAGAUGGAACUAAAAAAACCAUACUACAUUGUUGCCAUGUGCAGUUUCCGUCAAAAAUGUGACAGUUACAUAGAAAGUGGCGCCCUCAAUUUUCUACAUUUUCUUGUCGGACUAUAAAUGUAUUACGACUAUAAACGAAAAGUGCGAAUUUCGUACAAUAAAUAAUGCAUAUUGAUCAGGUCAUAAUAAUACACCGUGUUUUUUUUUGUUUUCCGUUAAUUUCAAGGGUGCAUUCCUGAGCUUAAAUCAAAUAACUUUCUCAAAGACACCGAUAUUCCAAUUAACUCCAUUUCGGAGCUAAUCAAUAUUUUUUUUUUCCUAUAAGGCCUCUACAAGCGUGUACACUUGCCUUAGGGCCGGUUUACAUAUUGAUUAGUGUUUAGAAUGAGUUCAUACAUUUGCUACUAAACUUAAGUACAAUCUUGGUCGAUCGAUGUUCGAAAUGACAUUGAUAUGGCACAGAUUUCAAUUGUUUGGUUGAGUUAAAUGUAAUGCCCGUCUUACAACAACGCUACAUGCUACAUUUAAUUACGUUUUAAACUUAAUUUUUUUUAAAGCAAAAAAAUAUUUUUUUUUUUGAAAAUUAACUAUGUCAUUUAGUUUUCUUAAACGUACUUAACCAUACCCCGAAGUUAACGGAAUUCAAUAAAAACACGGUGUAUAAGUGGACAAGAAUGGACCAUUGGUAGUAAAAUGCGAUAUAUAGUUGGUCAAACCAAUUUGUCAAUCAGUAAGAACCAGGAAAACUAUACUCAUCCUUUUCUUUUGGGUGCUAGUACUAGUGUAAGAGAAAGAAAGCCAUUCUCUCUGUCUAUGAUUGAAAUGAGAUAGUCCUUUGACGAACUAUAUCUAUUGGGCACUGGUCCCACCGCGAGCUAGUAAGCUAUGAGCUAUCGGCUAUAAACACGAACAAAAGAUAAGCACUCCCGUGUAAAUAAAAGAGACACGGCGAUAUUUAUAGUUACUCGCCCAGCGGUGAGCUAUAAAUAUCGCCGUGUCUCUUUUAUUUACACGGGAGUGCUUAUCUUUUGUUCGUGUUUAUAGCCGAUAGCUCAUAGCUUACUAGCUCGCGGUGGGACCAGUGUCUUAAAUGUGUAAUUUUCAAAUCUCUCGCCACUAUGCUAUGGCCUUAUGAGGAUAGGCAAAUUGUCAGUUACGAGUGACAAGUUGGUAAUGUGAAAGGAGCCGGAACUAUCCUGCAUUACGAAUACUCUGUGUAUAGGCUUUAAGGGUGCUUAUUGAGUAAUCAUUUAACAUCCUAAGGCCCAGCCAUACAAAUGCAAAUCUGAAAAUUUGCCAAUGAAAUUUGAACCUAUUAUGAAGGUAAUAGGAUAGAUUUUUAUUUGUUUGAAUAUAUAACGAAACAAAAGAAAUGGAACUUUGUUGCAGUUGAAUAUGGUUUAAGUUGUAUCGAACUGAAGAAGUACUAUAGGUAGGACCUUAGGCCUUAGGAGGUUAAAAAUGAGUUCAACUGAGGCUAGAUGUGUUCUGAGAUGAGAUAUGUACACGCGGAAUUCUUAUUAAAUAUUAUGUAUAUAAUUUUAAUUCUUAUCGAAACUAAGAUUAAAAAUAUAAUUAUCGAUAGGAAAGCUACUCGAAAUUGAUUGAUAAUUUAUAAUUAUGGUCUGGUUUGACAUUUCUAUUAAAAUUUGUAUUUUCGCACCUUAAUUCAUUAAGGGUACCUGGUUGAUUUAUUUAUCUGUCUGAAGGGUUUUUUUUAUCAAAAAUAAGUUACGUAGAUUUUCACCAGUCAGGGUAAGAAUGUGUCAUUUAUUGAUAGAGCUUUUAUUAGAUAACUUUAGGCUACAAAAUUUCUAGAUUGUGGUCCUAGCAGGGACAAACUUUUAAAAAGUUUGAACAAAGUCACACUUGUCUUAAAACAAACGAAGAAAUUGAAAUUUUUUUUUAUGUUGCACAUUAAAGGACAAUCACUUUGGAGCUUAGACUAUUAGGGUCGCAUUUAAAAAAAAACUGCUUUAUUAUAGAAAGAGAGGCUAUCAUAAUGCGCCCUUUUCUUGCUAGUCAAGUGUAAAAGAAACUAAAUCGUUAGGUGACAACCGAAACUCACUAAUUACUAGGUACCAACAAGCUCAGAGCCAUUUUACACUAAUAUCAAAAUGAGAUUUAAUUUUAUGUUUUUAGGGUUCCGUACCCAAAGGGUAAAACGGGACCCUAUACCCUAUUACUAAGACUUCGCUGUCCGUCCGUCCGUCCGUCUGUCACCAGGCUGUAUCUCACGAACCGUGAUAGCUAGACAGUUGAAAUUUUCACAGAUGAUGUAUUUCUGUUGCCGCUAUAACAACAAAUACUAAAAACAGAAUAAAAUAAAGAUUUAAAUGGGGCUCCCAUACAACAAACGUGAUUUUUGACCAAAGUUAAGCAACGUCGGGAGUGGUCAGUACUUGGAUGGGUGACCGUUUUUUUUUGCUUUUUUUUGUUUUUAUUUUUUGCUUUUUGGUACGGAACCCUUCGUGCGCGAGUCCGACUCGCACUUGCCCGGUUUUUUAAUUUAGGUAAGGUGGGGAAGACUAUCAUAGGGAUAACCAUCGUCAGCCUGUCCUAGCCGGUUUCGGCCUCGGCGACUGGGUAUUCACUGACUAGUGAGAGCGACGAUCGUGAGCUCCCAGGUGGCUGACGUAGCCUAUUUUUGCGGUGAAUGUACGUCCACACUCACCGUAGAUAAAGAGCAUAGGGAUAAAACUAUCACUUGUAUAUGGAAUCCUCAUACUGUUAGUCUUGCCCCGAAGAAAAUAAACUAUGUUAGUCUUACCCCACCUUACCUUAGUGAGUUUUGGUUUUAACCUGAAGAAGUAUAGUGACCACACUACGAUGACUUUACUCAACAUUCCUUUGAGUGUUUCUUUCUUAGAAUAAAAAUUAGAUUCGGCUAAUUAUUCAAAGGCAUAGAGCUUUAUAAAAAAACAGACCAAUGUUCUAGAAAUCUCCUAGUAGUGUUAGAUGUCUUCUAGCAUAAGUUAGUUUUGUAAUUUUCUAAUUAGUUUUACAUUUAAGAUCACAUUGCCAACAAAGUCGAGUACAACAAGGAAUUAAAACAGUAUUAUGCCAUUCACUCUUGAAUUUUUCUGGCACUUAUAAAUAUUAUCCCACAUAAGGUGCUUGUAACUUUUGCUCUGUAUAUAGGCACUUGGAAUUAUAAAAUAACAUUUGAAGACUUCUUUAGUAUCGCGUGAAUUAAUAGUACAUUUCGAUGCUAGUGCGGAAGGUAUGUCAUUACUUCACGAGUACCGAGAUAUCUUGCCACGAGCCGCAGGCGAGUGGCAAGACUCGGGACGAGUGAAGAAUGACAUUUCCGCACGUGUAUCGAACGACGUUUUUUAAUACAGUUGCGAAAAAAUAAGAAAAACAUUGUUAAUCGUACACUAAAUAAAAGUGGUAACAGUGACAGCUCGGUUAGACGUCGUCUUUAAGUAUAUUAUAUCUAUGGGCGUUUGGCAGCUAUUCCGUUCCAUUCAGUCAACUUAUUAAGAACGGAAUUUUCAAUAUUGAAUAUUAAAAAAUAAACGUGUUAUAAUGAUGAAGAGGUAAGUAAUUAAAUAUGAAAUAUGUAAUAUUUUUCGUAUUUUUACAUUAACGGUAGGUUUUUAUGCUGAUUACGACGUUUAAAGGAACCUAAUAUUAACACUCAUCAAUAAGUAGUCGUGAAUUGGAACAAGUAUAAAUUUAAAAAAAUUGGAAAAGUAAAAAGCACUAGUUCGAGAUAACCAACUUUCCGCACGCUAAACAGCUACGUAAAGUAGCACUUUUUGAGCAACUGUAUUAAAAAAUAAGUUUUUGGCGCAACACUUACACUUCAGUUAAGACGAAGGAAUAUUAUAUUAGUAUAAUACUAAGAUAAUUAUGUAAAGUAGUGCAUAAUAUCGUACUGUGACCGCAAAUUUGGAGCCGUUCACGCACACGUCGAGCAAGCGGUGUGCCGUCUCUCAUAAGUAUCUGUACAUUACAACGUCAUUUCACACGCAUCCGAUCUUUACAGGCCUUAACAGGGAGACCUCAUAAUUUAAGGGGGAUUGCCAUGUACUUCUUAGAUUGGUACAGUCGCCAUCAGAUAUAUCGGAGCGGCCGUUGUGUUCACAAUAUCUGAACAAGAACACUAACGCCUUGACAAUAUAGGCAUGUUCAGAUAUUUGUGAGAGCCUUGGCCGCUCCGAUAUAUCUGAUGGCGACUCUAUUCCACCUGUCAAUAUGUAUUGCGUUUCACAUUUUGCUUUAAUGAGAGAGUAAGAGGCACUAACAGUGGACAAAGAAAUUGGAUAGAUGGAAUACCACCCUUAGGCCCACUUGUACCAUUCCACUAACCCGGAGUUAACCGGUUAAACGUGGAGUUACCAUGGUUCCGAGUACAAUUUGACACUAGGUUAACGGUUUAAUCGCUUUACCUCGGGUUAGUGGGAUGGUGCAAGUGGCCCUUAGAAUAAUAUAUUCCUAUGUUAAGAGGAGAGGUUUAAUAGAAAGACCACAAUAAUCUUCUGUUGAAAGAGGCUGUGAAUAUUCAAACGAUAAUAAAGAAGCUGAUCCUUCAUCUCUCUUCCACUUUACUUGUUACUGGUAAACUUGUGAUAUCUAUUUAAAACUUUACGAAAUCUAACAUUCUUAAUAAAUUAUAAAACUGUGUUAUCGGAAUCUUUCACCUCUACCUAUGAAACGUAAGACAAUAAGUGUUUUAAAUUUGUAGCAUAAAUUUUCUAUUUGCUCGAUAAAACACAUGUGUGUUAAAUAAAAUAAUCAAAGCCGGACAGUUGUGUACAGAUGUAGUGGAUAAUUGUUUUCCAUCGUAUUUUCUCGGAAACGAUCGUGUUCGUCAUGCUACUUCAGUCAACCUCAGUACUUUUUGUACCGUGACUGACUGAAAUAGUAAGACGCGUUCGUACGUUUCCGUGAAAAUACGAUGGAAAAUAAUUAUACACUACAUCUGUAAUGAUUAUUUCCUUACAAUUUGUCAGAUAAGAAGUCGGCAGAAAAUACAUACAUAAGUCGUGAGUUUUCGUCUCCAUUCGUAGUUGUAUCACUUAUGUCAUACACUGUAAAUAUAACCUUCAUGCUUUCAAAUAAGGUUUAUAUUGGUUCGCUUGCGCCCAUAAUCUUGACGUGUGAGUGAUGUUUUUGUACAUGAAAGGGUUAAUGAUUUCGGUAACACAUUCAAUAACACAACUGUCACUAUUCUGACUCUUAUGACUAAAAUAAAUCAAUAUUAAAUAUCAGUAUUAUGACAAUAUUUAAGGUUUUCUUUGUUGCGAAUAUUAUAAAUUAUGACUAUUGUAGGUACUUGAAGAACCAAAUUACUUUAUUUGUCAUUGUAAAUAUAAUGUAAUCUGAUAAUCAUGUAAUUUGAGUAAAAAAAUGGAUGAUUUUAUUGUUACACUUAAAAUACAGGCUGUCCUUUUUAUUACAUGCAUAAUGAAUAUAACGAUUGUUAGGUACCAUUCGUCUAAUAAAAUUCAUAAAAUAAUAAUAGAACAAUGCAAACAGAUUACACGUCCAUUCUUUGGUUACUCGGUUUGAUUAUUUUAGGUGUAACUAAAAUCUUGUUGUCAAUAUAGAACAUAGGAUUAUAUUUUUGUAGAUUUAUCUCUUAGAUGACUGUGUUAUUUGUAUAUGUGUAGUAGUCGGUUGUGAGUUUUGGUCGAUUCAAUAUAUUUGUGCACACUAUUUCAUAUUAAAUCUAAAUCAUGAGUGAACAAUGAAAAUAAAUAAAUUAUAUGAGUUAAGCCAAAUUGAACUUAAGUAUUGUAUUUGUUUUUGCAUUGUUUUUGCAGGAAAAAUAACUUGUGAAUCUAAUUUGUCUACUGGCCGCGUAGCCAAGAUGCCAAUCGCUUACGCUCCGUAGCAAUCGAAACGCAACUGUCACUGUCGCGCUAAUAUGGAAGAGUGAUAGAGAGACAUAAUGCUUUUCGUUGUCGAAGCGAUAGCGAUUGUAACCUUGGCUAGGCCGGCUGUAUAAAGUUCGAAAGCUUUCUAUAAUUUGAAAAUAUUUAUGUCUAAAUAGUUUAGUAUGUAAGUAGUUUCUUUGUUUGUUUGUUUUGUGCAGUUUAGGGUUAUUAUUUCAUUUACUGUCCACGACACCAACAAACGAACCUUUAUUUGUUAAAAAAUGUUGUCACUUAUUAGGCAAAAAAUUGGCGUCACUGGAAAGCAGGUAGAGAAGGUGGGUACCGUUUGUUGCUCCUACUGUUCCUAACUAAAUGGCUUGCCAGACUAAACUCUGUCACACCUAUCUUUGAAAGCUAAAAGAGUCAAUAUACCUGUCGGCGGCCGAUCGUAAAAUCAGGCAUAUCGUGAAACGUGAAAACCUUUGACUCGUUCCCUGAGUCGACGGAGCCCCGCCACGCGGGGCUCCUAUUUCUGGACAGUUUGCCCUUCGGGCAUCUGAAGCAAGCUAACGAACCUAUCCUACUUAUAUAUAGGAUUAAUGUGACAAUCGUUAAAACAUUACACAGGAACAUUACGAUCUGCCUGAUCUUACGAUCGGCCGCCGACAUACCUAGCUAUUACAUGGUAACAUGUAAGGUAAUGUUUGGUGGUAUCGCUAGCAAUGCACGUUUGUUUUAAUACAGCGUCCGUUUUCGACUAGUGCCUUACGGCGGACAAGUUGCGUUGCUCGUGUAGGACGUUGUGUUGUGACCAGUCAUCGUAAGUUACGAAUAAAAAUCUCAAUUAUG
This is a messenger RNA of Cydia fagiglandana, 10509 nucleotides long. It is a transcript of the gene Pask, whose product is annotated as PAS domain-containing serine/threonine-protein kinase. Gene Ontology annotation, biological process: intracellular signal transduction; negative regulation of glycogen biosynthetic process; protein phosphorylation. The record is from RefSeq and is a predicted model, not a curated record. Gene Ontology annotation, cellular component: nucleus; cytoplasm; cytosol. Bases 86 to 3751 code for a protein of 1221 amino acids. Gene Ontology annotation, molecular function: ATP binding; protein serine/threonine kinase activity. Lineage: Eukaryota; Metazoa; Arthropoda; Insecta; Lepidoptera; Tortricidae. The transcript has 23 exons.